UUUCUAAUAUAGUAAGUGUGACCAAAACCCCCUUCUACUGGCCCCAUUUUACCCAUAGUUUACUGACUAGUACACAUACAAUCCAAGAUGGUGGUUCUUUGUUCUACUUUCCCGCCAAAAAGCUUGAAACAAAGGAGCUCCCAGGAUUGCCCUCCAGAAGAGCUGGACAAACCCCUCCAAGGUAUUUCCCCCUCCCCUCAUGAUGCUGCAGGGCCCCUGCCAAUCAGACCUGCUUGGGUGGGGUUAACCAGAAGCAGGGCCGGCCUCCCAGCCAAUCAACCCUAGGGGGUGGGGAAAAGGGCAGGGUCACCAGAUGCAGGGUAUAAAUACCAGGGGGAAGGGGGGAGAGGGGUUGUUGUUCGUCUGGGGUGUAACCUGGCUGCGGCAGGUCACCCUCCUCUGCGGUUCCUUGGAGUUUAUCCUAGCUGAGGCAAGAAGACUCCCUCCAACAGUUUGGAUCUCCCUACCUCCCAGAGGACUGUUUAUACCUGGAUCCCCUCGAGGUAUGGUUAUUCUGUGGAUUCACCCAAAGGCACUUUGCUCCUUACCCCUUUGAAAUUGCCCAAAGGAACUCCCUGACUUUGGAUUUGGAUUGGCCUGGAGGGCGUGUGCAUCUUGGAGUGGAUUGCUCCAAGGGAGGCUCUUUAUUUCGGACCAGGAGUGUUUUGGGACUUGGGGGAGUUCACAUGCUAAUGCCGUGUUCCUGAUCUACUGUUUGUUGUAUAUCGGAAAUAAACCCCUGUGUAAACCCCUCUUAAAGGUGUGGUAUUUCCCGGUGUGUGCUAGUUGGUCAUACGUCACACGUUACGUGACAUUUCUGGUGGCAAGCGGUGCGGAUAAUGGAAACUAGCACAUCAGGGAACUUUGCAAACCUUACAGCUCAGGAGAUUACUGAGCUCAGGCUACCAACGCUGCAAAGGCUCUGCCACACAUGGGGUAUUGACACAGUGGGAAAGCGGAGACAGGAACUCAUAGAACUUCUCACACCCCAUGCUCUACCUACCCAGGAAGGUGAUGCCCAGGGUGACCCAGAAACCCCUGAGGAGGGAGAAGAAAACUAUAAUUUGCACCAAGAUGCAGCUGGGGAACCUGAAGACAACACCGUUACCUUGUUUCAAAAACACCUUGCUGCUAUUGGUCCAGGGCUGACCCCAGCAGAACGGCUAGAGGUAUUGCGCCUAACUAUACAGGGAAAUCAGCCUAGGAACUUGAGUUCUGGGCCCACAGCAGGCCCAACCAUUGCACGACAGCCAGUUGUGAAACUGACUCAUGCUGCCUUCCCUGCCUUUGAUGAGUCUAAGCAGAGCAUAGACAGCUUCCUGCGCUCUUUUGAGGCCUUGUGUGAGGACCACCGGGUCCCUCAGGAUGAGUGGGUUCUCGUGCUGGCUGGUAAGCUCACUGGUAAAGCUAAUGAAGUUUACCAGGAAAUACCAUAUCCCCAACGGGCAGAUUAUGGGGAAGUACAGCGCAUUCUUCUAGCCAGCUACUCCAUUACGCCUGACUCCUACCGGAGGACUUUCCGCAACCUGCUUAAAACUACUCAGGACACCUAUCAGGACUUUGGCAGUAAGCUGCAAAGGGCAUUCCGCUAUUGGAUACGUGGUAACCAGACCUUCACACUGGAAGACUUGUGCCAGCUCAUUCUUAAAGAACAGUUCCUUGAGAGGUGUCCCUGUGAGGUGAGGGAGUGGGUAAGUGACCGUAAGCCACGUACCCUACAGGAGGCUACCCAGCUAGCUGAUGAGUAUGUGGAAAACCGUAUUCAGGCCCGCCCCCUUAACCUUGCUACAGGGGCACUGGUUAACUCCCGUGGCCUAGACCGUCCACAGCCUCCACGGUCCAACCCUAUAUCUAAUCGUACCCCCUCAGCACCUAUUCGUGCAGCCCCAUCCCGGACCUGUUUUCGUUGUGGAUCUCUGACCCAUUUAUUUUCAGCAUGCCCUUUGAAUCUCCGCCCUACCCCAUCAGGGCCCACAGGAAAGCUCCCUGCUCCCCGACCGAUUGCUGCUAUCUCUUCACCAGAACCCAAUAUCCGCCAGCAGGUUAUCCAGACCGUGCGACAGCAUACCACUGACACAGCGGUUGCCACAUCCAGCCCAAGAGAGGUAGUAUCAGAGGAAUACAUUGUCAUGGGGAUGGGCUGGGGAAACAAUGGCCAGCCAAGAAAGCAUGUACUUCCUGUCCUGGUCAAUGGGAGACAGGUAGAAGGAUUCCUGGAUUCAGGAUCUUGUAUUUCCCUAGUGGAGCCCCAUAUUGUCCCUGCAGAUGCAGUGGUUCCUGGUAAAGCUGCCCGCAUUGUUCUGGCUGGUGGGCACAAACAAGACAUACCAAUAGCACAAGUCACCUUGGAUCUAGGAGAUGGACCAUUCACCCACCAAGUGGGGAUAUUGCGACAACUGCCUGCUGAGAUCCUCCUUGGCAAUGAUGUGGGCCAUAUUCAAUGCAGCCUCUCCCGAGAUAUGAAUGGAACCAGGCUUGAAGCUACAGAUGCAGCACAAAAGGUAAGAGAACCUGCGGCUGACUGUGACAGACCCCCUUCCCUUGACUUACUCCACCCCACUACCUUUAGGGAAGAUCAACACACUGACCCAACUUUAGAGCGUAUGCGAAGUGAGGCAGGAAAACCCCCUAAUGAGCGGGGGGAACAGAUUGUGUGGGAGCAUGGGUUACUCUAUAGGAUUGUGAAGGGGGACCCUGACCAGCCAUGGAAGUGUUACCGCCAACUUAUAGUGCCUCAGAGUUACCGCGCCCAGCUUCUUCAUAUGGCACAUGAGAUUCCCCUAGCAGGACACCAGGGCGUUACCCGCACCCGACACCGUUUAACCCAAAAUUUCUACUGGCCUGGUGUCUCUCAGGAAGUGACACGGUACUGCCGCACAUGUGACAGCUGUCAGAGGACUGGCAGGGCAAAUGACAAACCCAGGUUUCCCCUUUGUCCCUUGCCCAUCAUUAGUGAGCCCUUCCAACGGGUGGCAGUUGAUCUUAUUGGGCCCCUCAGCCGGCCAAGCCGUUCUGGGAAACAGUAUAUUCUCACUGUAGUUGAUUAUGCCACCCGAUACCCAGAAGCGGUAGCCCUGCGUAAAAUUGAUGCUCCUACAGUGGCUGACGCCCUAAUCCAGAUUUUCAGCCGGGUGGGCUUCCCUAGUGAAAUCUUGUCAGACCAAGGGCCCCAGUUUACAUCCCAAUUGCUUCAAUGCCUGUGGCAGCGUUGUGGGGUCAGGCCUAUCCACUCAUCCCCAUACCACCCACAGACAAAUGGUCUUUGUGAGAGAUUUAAUGGGACACUAAAGUCCAUGCUACGGACCUUUGUGGAAUCGGGUGAGAAGGACUGGGAGCGUUAUUUACCCCAUUUGCUGUUUGCCUAUCGAGAAGUUCCCCAAGAAUCCACAGGAUUCUCUCCCUUUGAACUGCUGUAUGGUCGGAGGGUCCGUGGCCCCUUAGAUUUACUCUGUGAAUAUUGGGAGGGGGCCCCACAAUCCCAAGAGGUCCCCGUCAUCCCCUAUGUGUUAAAAUUCCGCCAGCGUCUGGAACAAAUGAUCAGCCUGGCACAUAACCACCUCUCUGCAGCUCAGCAAAGGCAGAAGGUGUGGUAUGACCGUAAGGCCAGGGAGCGCAGGUUUGUGGAAGGAGACAAGGUGCUCCUCCUAGUUCCCACACGGCAUGAUAAGCUCCAGGCUGCGUGGGAAGGACCCUAUGUGGUGACCCAUAAGCUUCAUGAUACAACAUAUGUGGUAACCCCUCCCGAUGAUCCAUCCCACUAUAAGACUAUCCACAUAAAUAUGAUGAAGCCCUAUCACGUAAGAGAGGAUAUUGUUAGUGCCAUCUGUAGUCUCCCAACUGAAGAUACAGAUGACCCCCCACUCCCCAACCUUAUUGGAGAGGUCACUCCAGCCAAGGGUAUAGACUCAGUCACCAUAAGUCACCACCUUACCCCAUCUCAACAAGACCAGCUUUGUCAAAUUUUGCAUUCCUUUUCUCCCAUGUUUUCUGCCAACCCAGGUUGCACCCACUGGGCUGAACAUAAAGUAGACACAGGAACUCAGUUACCUGUGCGUAGUCCUGCUUAUCGAGUGGCUGAAGCUGUUCGGCCCGAGGUGAAAAGUCAAAUAGACGAGAUGCUGGCCCUUGGGAUUAUUACUCCUUCCCAUAGUCCGUGGGCUUCCCCUGUGGUGCUGGUGCCCAAGAAGGAUGGGAGUACCCGAUUCUGUGUGGACUAUAGGAGACUCAAUGACGUGACAACCACCGACGCUUACCCAAUGCCCAGGGUAGAUGAGCUAUUAGAUAGGCUGGGAAAUGCUAAAUAUUUAACUACCCUGGAUCUCAGCCGUGGUUACUGGCAAAUUCCCCUUGCCCCUAGUGCCCAGGAAAAGUCAGCCUUCAUCACCCCAUUUGGUCUGUUUCAGUUCACAGUAAUGCCAUUUGGCAUGAAAAACGCCCCCGCCACGUUUCAGCGUCUUGUGAACAGGCUGCUGGACGGAAUGCAGGACUUUGCCCAGGCAUAUCUGGAUGACAUAGCUGUCUUUAGCCAGACCUGGGAGGAGCACAUGCAGCACCUCCAGCGAGUGCUGACACAAAUUCAGAAUGCUGGGCUCACCCUUAAGGCAGAAAAGUGCCACCUAGCUAUGGCCGAGGUACAGUACUUAGGACACAGAGUUGGGAGUGGUCAGCUCCGCCCUGACCCUGCUAAAGUGGAGGCAAUUUGCCAGUGGCCUAUACCUAAAACCCAGAAGCAGGUAUUAGCCUUCUUAGGAACUGCAGGUUAUUAUCGUAAAUUUAUUGCUAACUAUAGUACUAUUGCAAAACCCUUGACAGAUCUGACAAGCCGCAAGUGUUCUCGAACCAUUGUGUGGACCCCAGAAUGUGAAUCAGCCAUGAACACUCUCAAACAAGCCCUGGCUAACUCCCCUGUGCUGGCUGCCCCAGACUUCUCACGACGCUUCCUUCUGCAAACGGAUGCUUCCAAUUUUGGCCUUGGUGCUGUACUUUCCCAAGUUAAUGGCCAUGGGGAGGAGCAUCCAAUUGCCUACCUGAGCAGAAAGCUGCUCCCUCGAGAGGCUGCCUAUGCCACUAUUGAAAAAGAGUGCCUGGCAAUUGUAUGGGCCUUACAGAAGUUGCAGCCCUAUCUGUAUGGCAGGGAAUUUACUGUUGUUACAGACCACAACCCACUCAGUUGGUUACAGAGAGUUUCAGGAGUCAAUGGAAAACUGCUGAGAUGGAGCCUCCUGCUUCAACAGUAUAACUUCACCAUUCAGCACAGGAGGGGAAAAGAGCAUCACAAUGCAGAUGGCCUCUCCCGACAGGAGGACUAAGAAACCAGCAGUGGUUCCUGAGGCUCUCCCUAAGAGUGGGGAGCCCCAGAGAAACCACUUGUUCCCAGGAGGGAGAAAUGUGACCAAAACCCCCUUCUACUGGCCCCAUUUUACCCAUAGUUUACUGACUAGUACACAUACAAUCCAAGAUGGUGGUUCUUUGUUCUACUUUCCCGCCAAAAAGCUUGAAACAAAGGAGCUCCCAGGAUUGCCCUCCAGAAGAGCUGGACAAACCCCUCCAAGGUAUUUCCCCCUCCCCUCAUGAUGCUGCAGGGCCCCUGCCAAUCAGACCUGCUUGGGUGGGGUUAACCAGAAGCAGGGCCGGCCUCCCAGCCAAUCAACCCUAGGGGGUGGGGAAAAGGGCAGGGUCACCAGAUGCAGGGUAUAAAUACCAGGGGGAAGGGGGGAGAGGGGUUGUUGUUCGUCUGGGGUGUAACCUGGCUGCGGCAGGUCACCCUCCUCUGCGGUUCCUUGGAGUUUAUCCUAGCUGAGGCAAGAAGACUCCCUCCAACAGUUUGGAUCUCCCUACCUCCCAGAGGACUGUUUAUACCUGGAUCCCCUCGAGGUAUGGUUAUUCUGUGGAUUCACCCAAAGGCACUUUGCUCCUUACCCCUUUGAAAUUGCCCAAAGGAACUCCCUGACUUUGGAUUUGGAUUGGCCUGGAGGGCGUGUGCAUCUUGGAGUGGAUUGCUCCAAGGGAGGCUCUUUAUUUCGGACCAGGAGUGUUUUGGGACUUGGGGGAGUUCACAUGCUAAUGCCGUGUUCCUGAUCUACUGUUUGUUGUAUAUCGGAAAUAAACCCCUGUGUAAACCCCU
Molecule: messenger RNA, 6124 nt
Organism: Xenopus laevis (African clawed frog)
Lineage: Eukaryota; Metazoa; Chordata; Amphibia; Anura; Pipidae
Exons: 1
Coding region: 840-5309 (1489 amino acids)
Source: RefSeq, a predicted model, not a curated record